AUGAAGAAAGAAAUCGAAGCUUAUCUUGAAAGAAUGAAAGGAAGAGAUGAAGAGAGAAAUCGAAGCCCACCUGAAAAGAAUGAAAGAGUGGUAGUUAAUCAAGUUCAACUAACACGAUAUAUAGUAACCACCAAAGCCAAAAACGUAAUUCCAAAUGAAGAAGAGAUGAAGAGAGAAAUCAAAGCUCACCUUGAAAAAAUGAAAGGGUAG
Messenger RNA from Dentiscutata heterogama, 210 nucleotides. The record is from the annotation of a GenBank genome assembly. Lineage: Eukaryota; Fungi; Glomeromycota; Glomeromycetes; Diversisporales; Gigasporaceae.